CCCUCUGGUCCGCAGAUGAUCCUCUGAACUCUGGUGCUUCUGAGAUUCACCAUGAUUGAAGACAAGGAGAACAAAGAGCAUUCUUCAGAAAGGGGAAGAGUGACCCUCAUUUUUUCCUUAAAGAAUGAAGUUGGAGGACUCAUAAAAGCACUAAAAAUCUUCCAGGAGAACCAUGUGAACCUGUUACAUAUCGAGUCCCGGAAAUCAAAUCGAAGAAAUUCAGAGUUCGAGAUUUAUGUUGACUGCGACAUCAACAGAGAACAGCUGAAUGACGUCUUUCCCCUGCUGAAGUCCCACACCACUGUCCUCUCUGUGGACUCCCCGGAUCAGCUCACUGUGAAGGAAGACGUUAUGGAGACUGUUCCUUGGUUUCCAAAGAAGAUUUCUGACCUGGACUUCUGUGCCAACAGAGUGCUGAUGUAUGGAUCUGAACUCGACGCAGACCAUCCUGGCUUCAAAGACAAUGUCUACCGUAGAAGACGGAAGUAUUUUGCAGAGUUGGCUAUGAACUAUAAACAUGGAGACCCCAUUCCCAAGAUUGAAUUCACAGAAGAAGAAAUUAAGACAUGGGGAACCAUUUUCCGAGAGCUGAACAAACUCUACCCGACCCAUGCCUGCAGGGAGUACCUCAGAAACCUUCCUCUGCUCUCGAAACACUGUGGCUAUCGGGAAGACAACAUCCCGCAACUGGAAGAUGUCUCCAACUUUUUAAAAGCAUGUACAGGGUUUUCCAUCCGUCCUGUGGCUGGCUACCUCUCGCCAAGAGAUUUCCUGUCAGGGUUAGCCUUUCGAGUCUUUCACUGCACUCAGUAUGUGAGACACAGUUCAGAUCCCCUCUAUACUCCAGAGCCAGAUACCUGCCACGAACUCUUAGGUCAUGUUCCUCUCUUGGCUGAACCCAGCUUUGCUCAAUUCUCCCAAGAAAUUGGCCUGGCUUCCCUUGGAGCUUCAGAGGAGACUGUUCAAAAACUGGCAACGUGCUACUUUUUCACUGUGGAGUUUGGUCUGUGCAAACAAGAUGGACAACUGAGAGUCUUUGGUGCCGGCUUGCUUUCUUCCAUCAGUGAGCUCAAACAUGCGCUUUCUGGACAUGCCAAAGUUAAGCCCUUUGAUCCCAAGGUUGCCUGCAAGCAGGAAUGUCUCAUCACAACCUUCCAGGAUGUUUACUUUGUAUCUGAGAGCUUUGAAGAUGCAAAGGAGAAGAUGAGAGAAUUUACCAAAUCAGUAAAGCGCCCAUUUGGAGUGAAGUACAAUCCAUACACUCAGAGUGUUCAGGUUCUGAGAGACGCCAAGAGCAUAACCAGCGCUGUGAAUGAGUUGCGAUAUGACCUUGAUGUCAUCAGUGAUGCCCUUACUAAGGUCAGCAGGCAGCCCAGUGUGUGACUGUCUCCAGUCUGAAUCCAGAAAGCCAAUGAACAUCAGCUCAGAGCCAGGGCCGCCUCUUGCUUCCCCCAAGACCUGCUUGAGAAGGACAGCAGCUCCUGAGUUAACAAAGUCUCCCGUCUGUCUGCCUCUGAAAAUGCACACCUGGAUGCUUCAGCCACCGCUCAUUCUACUUUUGUUUUGUGUUUUGGCACCUGCUUAGGGAAAUAUAAUUCAUAUGCCGUGUGAUUCACCAA
Molecule: messenger RNA, 1619 nt
Organism: Onychomys torridus (southern grasshopper mouse)
Lineage: Eukaryota; Metazoa; Chordata; Mammalia; Rodentia; Cricetidae
Gene: Tph1
Product: tryptophan hydroxylase 1
Exons: 11
Coding region: 52-1383 (443 amino acids)
Biological process (GO): aromatic amino acid metabolic process; serotonin biosynthetic process
Cellular component (GO): neuron projection
Molecular function (GO): tryptophan 5-monooxygenase activity; iron ion binding
Source: RefSeq, a predicted model, not a curated record